Messenger RNA from Perca flavescens (yellow perch), 3574 nucleotides. It is a transcript of the gene nt5c2l1, whose product is annotated as 5'-nucleotidase, cytosolic II, like 1. The coding region runs from base 350 to 1843 and encodes 497 amino acids. The transcript is spliced from 18 exons. Gene Ontology annotation, molecular function: 5'-nucleotidase activity. The record is from RefSeq and is a predicted model, not a curated record. Lineage: Eukaryota; Metazoa; Chordata; Actinopteri; Perciformes; Percidae.
UGUGCGCCCCUGAUAACACAAUCUACGUGUUCAAAGCUAAAUGUCUUGCAGGACGAGUGCAUAGCAAAUGCAAAAGGCAAAAGGCGAGAGGCAGGUAUGCGUGUGUCCCGCAGCUGUUGACAUCACCAACAAGUAGAAAGUCACAGGGUGGAGUUUCAGCCUGCGUACGAAAUAGAGAAAAACACUUAUGUCCACGCCUACAAAAUUUGAACAAAUUUGGUCAUUUAAAUGCCUCUCCAAUGACUGUCUGCGAAAAGUGCCGAGUAGCAGACCGCAGGACAGUUGCAUAUAGGCCUAACUCACAGCAGUUGGUCAUCAGCCAUCUUCGUUGAAAGUUUGACAGGACGCAAUGGACACAGAUCCCAACACCUCCUCUGAUGAGCCCAAGGUGAAGCGAGGCUUUGACCAAAUGGUGUUUGCCAACAGAAGUCUGACACUGGAGAACAUCAAAUGCUAUGGAUUUGAUAUGGACUACACGAUGGCAAUGUACAAGUCUCCUGACUAUGAGAGCCUGGGCUUUGAGCUGAUAAGAGACAGAAUGGUGUCUGUUGGAUACCCUCAUGAGCUUCUACGCUACACAUACGACCCCAGCUUUCCCACACGCGGUUUAGUGAUCGACACCACAUACGGGAACCUUCUGAAGGUGGAUUCAAAUGGGAAUAUUUUGGUUUGCAGUCAUGGUUUCCGCUUCCUCAAAGGAGAAGACAUUCAUAACUACUACCCCAACAAGUUCAUUCAAAGAGACGACACCGACCGUUUCUACAUUCUAAACACUCUCUUCAAUCUUUCAGAGACUUACCUCUACACCUGCCUUGUGGACUUCUUUACUAGAUGCACCAGAUACACAAACCUCCUGAAAGGUUUCCAGCACGGCGACUUGUUAAUGUCAUACAGAAGCAUGUUCCAGGAUGUUAGAGAUGCGAUGGACUUUAUUCACGACACGGGAACCCUGAAGGGACGAACUAUCAAGAAUUUGGAUAAAUACGUGAUCAAAGAUUCAAAUCUCCCUGUACUCUUGAGCCGGCUUAAAGUGGUGGCCAAGGUCUUCCUCGCCACCAACAGUGACUACAGUUACACUAAGGCCAUUAUGAAAUACCUGCUUGAAAAUAAUGCUAAGCCUGGAAGUCCAAAACAGUCUUGGCGCUCCUUCUUCGACCUCAUCGUUGUGGACACCAGAAAGCCGAUGUUCUUUGGAGAGGGGACUGUGCUGAGACAAGUGGACACGGACACAGGAAAGCUUCGGAUUGGGACGUACACAGGUGACCUCCAACAUGGAACCGUUUACUCCGGAGGAUCUUCAGACAUCAUCUGUGAUCUGCUGGAUGUCAAAGGUAAAGACAUCCUCUACGUUGGCGACCACAUUUUUGGCGACAUUCUCAAGUCUAAGAAACGUCAGGGCUGGAAGACUUUUCUGGUUGUACCGGAACUCAACAAAGAGCUCAAAGUGUGGGACCAGAAGAAAAGUCUGUUUGAGGAGCUGAAACGUCUUGACGUCUUCUUAGCUGAAAUUUACAAGCACCUGGACAGCGGCAGUUCCAAGUGUCCUGACAUCGAUGCCAUUCAGACAAGAAUGAAGGUGCUGACCUACAGAAUGGACAUGUCUUAUGGCCAGAUGGGCAGCCUCCUGCGCAGCGGCGCCAGACAGACGCUGUUUGCCAGCCAGCUGAUGCGUUAUGCAGAUCUAUACUCCUCCACCUGCGUGAACCUGCUGCACUACCCCUUUAAUUAUCUCUUCAUGGCUCCCCCAGUCCUGAUGCCCCAUGAAGCGUUGUCUCAAAACUCGGCUGACGUUGCCUCAGAGCUCACUGUCACCAACAAUAUUGUCACGAUAAACAGAAACUAAGUGCUGAAGACAGCUGACCGAGAGGUUUCAGAAGAAGAUCAUGUGAAGAUGCUCCAGAGUAAUCUUCUGGACACCGAUGAAGGUGACUGUUUGCACCUGUGCUUGUAUAAAUGGUUUGUUGCAGCCAUGACGUGCCUCUUUUACAAAAAGAAAAUGAACUUAUCGCUCCACCUAGUGGAUAUGAAGUGCUAUGCCAUACAGCUAGAUUUUAGGGUUCAAAGCAAAAGCAGACUCAGGAUUACUGUGUUGUUACAUGUAGUGGUGAAUGUGCACUUUUGUUCUGAGGUUUGUGUAAUGGUAUUUAAGAAGUAACUUUAUUUAUUUGUUGUUUCUGCAACCUCUGGUGAAUAAUGUCAUACAUUAUUCAUAGUAUUUGUUCUCAUUGUUCACAAUUGAACAACUUUAACUAAACUUUAUGGUGUAAUAUGGCAUUAGAGGAUCUCAGCUAAUAUUGAGGAACACGCUCACAUAAUCAUUUGCAUUGUGUCAGGGGGCUCCUCUGUUUGUUUUGUAGAAAGUAGUUACAAUGAAAACUGUUUCCAGUGAAGUCUGUGGCUUAUCCAGAGUAACCAGGACACUGUAUCUGGAAAGACACAAUGCUGAGUUUUUUCAAAUGUAAUUUUUCAGCACCACAAAAAUCAUGUCGCUCCUUUUAAAUAAGGAGAAGGCAGAAAUCUCAGGGACAGGUCAUGCAAAACCUGGGCAAAUAAAACAAGAACUAGAACAUUUAAAGUUUUCCUUUUGUGCUACAUCUGUUGUCCACUGGAUGGCAGUGAAUCACCUCUGCAAUAGACUCAGGUCAGAUCAAUUUGUGUGAAGGUGUGUGAACUGGCUGAAUACUGCAAACAAGUAAACGAUGUUAUCUGAUAAAACAAUGAUUCAUCUCUAUAUUUCAGAUAACAUGAAGUAGCUUAUCGACUGCUGCAUGUUGUUGUAUUUCCCCUAAUAAAACUUAUCUUAUUUUGCUCUUGUCAUAGCGGAAACACACACACCUGUGUAGUAAUAUUGUACACACAGUACACACUGUAUCUCCCUCUUGUUCUCUCCUUGGCUCUGACAGUCUUGCUCCCUCGAGAGCUGAACCUUUAUCAAGAGAGAGCUGAGAGGAAUUUGUUGUCACACACACACACACACACACACACACACACACACACACACACACACACACACACACACACACACACACACACACACUUUCUCUCUCUCUCUCUUUCUUGCUGUAUGAUAUCAGUGCUCACAUGUGGUCUUGUAUAAGAGGAAAUUAUACAGUGUUCUUGCAGGGUUGUGUGCACAGAAUCUCUGUUCUCCUGCUGGGCUCCUGUACAGAGGAGCGUCUUCACCACAUUUCACUCUGCAGAAAGACUAAUACAAAUAUAGUAUCAGUCUCAUAUUUUAUAUUGAUGUUGGCAUAGCACACAUCAUGAUAAAGGCUGCACCAAUGUCAGGAAACAGCUUAAACUUUGGCUUUAAGUCAUGGGAAGGAAAACAUUUAAAAACAUAAGGUUAUAAGUGCUGAAAUUGACUUAUUGUGUUCACUAAAAUGAGAAAAAUUAAGAAAUAAUUUUCAAGUGUGCACUGUUCGAGCAUCUACAAGGACAUCUUGACACUAUUCAUAUAACUGUGUGAGAAUCUAACUAUUAUUCUUUAAAAUUAAAUAUUAAAGGCAACUCCAAAUUUGGAGCCACCCACUGCAUGCAUUGGCACCUCCCCCUCACACACACACACACACAC